AUGGUUAGGGGUUCCUCAGCCGACCCCACCAAAGUGUGUAUGGCCCAGCUGGAGGCUGCAGAGCAGUACCUAGCUGGGAUCUACAAGCUAGCUUGUAGUUUGCAGGGAAAAUCGGACCCAGCUAGCGUUUCAAUGUUCAGAGUCCGUUUUGAGGACUUAAAAGAGAUGCGUGACCUAUAUCGGGACGCCUACACGAGCCUGAAGGGUCUGUCGGUUGAGGAGUCCGCGCUGGAACAGGCUGACCAUAAUUAUAUAAAAUUCUGUGAGAUGGUCUAUUCCGUGAAAGUGAUAGCAGAGGGAUUUUUAUCGACUAGCAGCGGUACUCGGGUGGAGCCGAGAUCAACUCAAUUUCAACUACCCAAAAUAAAUCUACCGAGUUUCUCGGGUGUCUACACCGAGUGGCCCAACUUCAUAGGGUUGUUCGAUAGCCUCAUCCACAACAAUGAGGGUCUGUCCAGUGUACAGAAAAUGCAUUACUUGGUCGGCGCAUUGGAUAGGGAACCUCUCGCCUUAGUUAAGCACCUGCAGUUGUCCGACGGAAACUAUAGUAUUGCUUAUCAGCUUCUCAAGGAGCGCUAUGAAAAUAAGAGGCUUAUAGCUGAUAAGCACCUAGAAGCCAUACUGUCCACAUCAUUGGGACAGGGUUCAGCAGUCAACCUCCGCAAAUUUGUUAAUGUUAUUAAGGAGAACAGUAUGGCUCUCGGUGCUUUAGGCUUUGAUGUGAAGUCCUGGAGCUUCUUAUUACUCCACAUCAUCCUUAGGAAACUUACCCAAGACCUUAGAAGUAGGUUUGAGCUUAGCCUCGAUGGUUCUUCUAGCACCAUACCCACAUUCUCCUGCUUGCUUGCCUUCUUGGAGAACCAGCUUAGGGUGUUGGAGGCUGUUGGUGGCUCCAGGGGUUCAAGCAACCAGGGGACUCCGGGGACUUCACAAACCAGAACAAGUCUUGCCGCUAUGGACAUUUCAUGUGUGCUCUGUAGGGGUAGCCAUAGUAUUUAUAACUGCGACACAUUCAACGCCAUGACACCUAGCCAACUCAUCAUCAUCAUCGCCCCGAUAGCUUCCACAUCAUCAUCAUCUAUGGAAGUGCUCUCUGAAAGUCUACCCGCAGUGUCCGGGCACUCGGCUGCAUCCCUCAACUCGACGGUCUCUGACGGUAGGGUGCAGAGCACCAUGCUGCUGGGAACAGCGAUGGUCGGAGUACUUGACUGUAAUGGUCACGUACAUAUAGUGAGAGCCUUGUUGGACAGCGGAUCUCAGGUAUCAAUUGUUACGGAGAAUUUGGCCCAGAAGCUGCGGCUUCCCCGCAGUUCAUCUGGCAGUUUGUAUGGUUUGGGAGGUUCAUCUGCUCAGCGGACCAAUGGCAGCAUUGAGAUCCGAGUGACAUCCCGUCAUGAUCGGUCAGCUCCUGGGUUGGUAACCACAGCUGUAGUUUUAAAGCGCAUCACGGGUAAUCUCCCUACUGCUUCUGUAUCUCCACGUGUCAUGGAGCGGUGCCAACAUCUUAUGCUUGCAGAUGACAGGCUGUCCACCCCGGGUCCCAUCGAUGUCCUCAUAGGCGUGGACCUGUAUAGUCAGGUGUUCAAGGGCGGUUCUUACCAGUUGGGUGAAGGGUUUCCCACAGCGCAUGAAUCUGUGUUUGGGUGGAUUUUGAUGGAGCAAGCGCCAGUCAACUCUCAAGUGUGUAGUCUCAUGUCUCUGUCUUGCACGACCGACGAGCUGAACUCUACCUUGUCCAAGUUCUGGGAGGUAGAGGAGGUUCCAGCCACCGCCGUGCAAGAUCCAGAGAACAUUCUUUGUGAAAGGCAUUUUGUGGAGACACACACUCGGGACGAGACGGGACAGUUUAUUGUGCGACUUCCCUUCAAAUCCACCCACAUGCCUCUGGGCGAUACCCGUACAUACGCCUUGAAAAGGUUCUUUAACUUAGAGCGCAAGCUACAGAGAGACGCCAGGCUUCUGUAG
Molecule: messenger RNA, 1965 nt
Organism: Plutella xylostella (diamondback moth)
Lineage: Eukaryota; Metazoa; Arthropoda; Insecta; Lepidoptera; Plutellidae
Source: RefSeq, a predicted model, not a curated record